Molecule: messenger RNA, 1797 nt
Organism: Peniophora sp. CBMAI 1063
Lineage: Eukaryota; Fungi; Basidiomycota; Agaricomycetes; Russulales; Peniophoraceae
Source: the annotation of a GenBank genome assembly
AUGAUUACGUUUGUCGACAAGAUUAACGCCCAUGUGGCGGACUCCAUUGUCGGGAGGUGGUUCCAACUGGAGGGCUCUGGCGUCGUGCGCGAGCGUGAGGGCUCACGGUUCCUCACGGAGUUACGCGCGGGAUUGACGACAUGGGCGGCGAUGGCUUACAUUAUCUCCGUGAAUGCCUCUAUCCUCAAGGAUAGCGGUGGGACGUGUGUCUGUCCCGAGGGCGUAGACUGCGUCAACUCCCCCGAUGUCACCUACACGCAGUGUGUCGCGGAAGUCCAACGCGACCUUAUCACCACUACAGCCGCCAUUUCCGCACUCGCCAGCUGCCUCAUGGGCUUCUUCGCAAACUUACCUGUCGGCAUGGCGCCAGGACUGGGUCUUAACGCCUACUUCACCUAUUCCAUCGUUGGCGUCGCCGGGAGCGGCAUGAUUACUUACUCUGAGGCGCUUGCCGCCGUUUUCAUGGAGGGAUGGAUUUUCUUCAUCCUGUCGCUACUUGGUCUUCGCCAGUGGUUGGCUCGCGUGAUGCCCCAGUCUCUUGUUAUGGCUGUUGGUGCUGGAAUUGGAAUCUUCAUUGCAUUCAUCGGUCUUGGAUCGGGCGGUCUCUUCGUCAUUGGCGGAGACGUCACCAACCUUGUCGGCCUCGGUGGCUGCACAGCAGACCACUUCAUUGACGGCAUGGCCAACUAUUGCGACUCGCGCGUCAUGCGCUCACCGACGACAUGGCUCGGCAUCUUCACCGGAGGCAUCUUCACCGUUCUGUUGAUGCUGUAUCGCGUGAAGGGCGCGCUGCUCAUGGGCAUCUUCCUCACGAGCAUCAUCUCAUGGCCGCGCCCGACGUCCGUCACGCUCUUCCCGCACACCGCCGCUGGCGACGAUGCAUUCAACUUCUUCAAGCAGGUCGUGACUUUCCACCCGCUGCAACAUGUCGGCAAUGCGCUCGACUACAACUACGGAAACGGGCGUGUUUGGUAUGCCCUCGUCACGAUGCUUUACGUCGACAUCCUCGACACGACCGGUACACUGUACAGUAUGGCGAAGUUCGCCGGCCUGCGCGACCCCGUCACCCUCGACUUCGAGCGCAGCACGGUCGCAUACUGUGUUGACGCGUUCUCGAUCUCGAUGGGUGCUCUCAUGGGCACGUCCCCCGUUACCGCAUUCGUCGAGAGUGCAACGGGUAUCGCGGAUGGUGGCAAAACCGGCAUCACCGCGAUAGUCACUGGCCUCGCCUUCUUCGUCAGCGUAUUCUUCGCGCCCAUCUUCGCUAGCAUCCCAGCUUGGGCGACGGGUGGCGCGCUUGUCAUCGUUGGCACGCUCAUGAUCCGCAACGUUCGCGAGAUAAACUGGGAUUAUAUCGGCGACGCUGUUCCUGCGUUCUUGACCAUCGUCAUGAUCCCAUUGACAUACAACAUUGCGUACGGUGUCAUCGCCGGUAUCGGCUCGUACCUCGUCAUCAACGGUGUGCCAUGGUUCCUCAAGGUCGUCACUGGCGGUCGCAUCGUCCCGCCCACUUACGGCCAAGCCGAACCCUGGGUCGUUCCUCCCGGCGGUUUCGUGCCCCAGUGGAUGCAAGCCGUUCACCGCCGCUUCUUCGCCCGCGGUGUCGGCCCCGAAGUGCAGCUCGAGGCCGUCGACAUGCACGGGCAGUCGACGCUUGACAUGCGCAACCCAUCUAUGCUCGACAACACCAGCGGUCCGGCUCCGGACAGCGCGAGCUCCUACGAGGGCGACAAAUACUUGCCGCACCCGGCGGCGUACCCGAUACGGGCGUACCAGGGAUACCCCAACGAUAAGUAA